Molecule: messenger RNA, 384 nt
Organism: Chenopodium quinoa (quinoa)
Lineage: Eukaryota; Viridiplantae; Streptophyta; Magnoliopsida; Caryophyllales; Amaranthaceae
Exons: 2
Coding region: 1-384 (127 amino acids)
Source: RefSeq, a predicted model, not a curated record
AUGGCUCCAUUUGAGGCAUUAUAUGGAAGGAAGUGUCACAGUCCUAUAUGUUGGAACGAAAUAAGUGAAACAAUAAUCUUAGGGCCUCAAAUGAUUGAGGAUACAAUUAAGAAAGUAAAAGAGAUUCAAGCAGCGCAAGAUCGCCAAAAGAGCUACGCGGAUUUGAAGUGUAGAGAGGAAGAGUUUGAGUUAAGAUGGUAUAUACCUGACAAGGCACAUGUGCUUCAACCUGAAACAAUUGAGUUAGAUCAAAGCUUAACUUAUGAAGACAUACCUGUCAAGAUCCUUAAGAGUAAAGUGCGUAGUACACGCAACAAGGAAGUUAAGAUUGUUAAGGUGCUAUGGUCUAACCAAGAAUAUGAGGAAGCAACUUCGGAAGCUUAG